Rotaria socialis is the source of this 468-nucleotide messenger RNA. NCBI's taxonomy places the organism in Eukaryota, Metazoa, Rotifera, Eurotatoria, Philodinida, Philodinidae. The record is from the annotation of a GenBank genome assembly.
AUGAAUCAAUAUGAUCUGCAUCUUUUGGAUUUACCGAAUGAGAUAAUAUUUAUUAUUUUGAAUAAACUCAAUAAUCGGGACGUUCUUUACUCUCUACUUGGUAUCGACAACAGUCAACGACUUCAUAUUAUAGCACAAGAUAAAAUCGUCACAAAUAUUCUUAAUUUCGUUUCCAUAUCAUCAACUAGUGAUAUUUCUUCAAUUUCCAAUCGAAAACUUGAUAGAUUUUGUAAUGAAAUAUUACCUCAAAUUCAUCGUAGUGUAAACUGUCUCGUUCCUGAAUCAGUUUCCAUAGAACGAAUUCUUCUUGCUGCUGAAUAUCCUAAUCUUACUCAACUUAGAAUUUUCAAUGUCAAAGAAGAAAUCGUGUCACGUUACUUCAAAGGUAAUGAAUUGACAUAUGCCGAUCUUUGUUUGAAAACUCAAAUAAAAAGCGUAUUAAAAUUCGACGUGUUUUGCUUUCCUUAG